AGAUAACCAAAGUAUUUAAGAUGGAUUUAUUUUUCAAAAGAUUAUUUAGUCUUUAGAGUGGCUUCCAGGUAAGCAACGAAUAUCAAGAUAUAAACACACCAAAAUUAUUCUAAUAUUUCAUUGUCAAAUAUAGAACACACAAAUUGCUUUCAAAAUUUGCCCAAAAAUGAAGACGCUCCUACUCUUAGCUACCUUGGUGCUAGCUUAUCGAGUUGAAGCCUUCAAAAACCUGUACAAAGAUACCAACAAGCUUCUAAGAGCGCGUCCAGGCGCCGACGUUGGAGAUCCUCUUAUACUCACUCCAUACCUGAAGCUAAACAAAAUACUCGAAGCUCAAGCGGCUGCCAAAGUUGAACAUCCAAGUUUCCUCAACGUCACAAGCUACGCUGGAUAUUUCACUGUCGAUGAACGUUACGAUUCAAAUAUUUGGUUUUGGUAUUUUCCUUCUGCAGACAAGCCCACUGAUGAUCCAGUAGUUCUCUGGCUAAAUGGUGGUCCAGGAGCUUCAAGUUUAAAUGGCCUCUUUGACGAAAACGGACCUUUUAUUGUGGGUAGUGACGGUUCAGUGAGCCUAAGAGAAUAUUCCUGGCACAAAAAUCAUUCUCUUCUCUUCGUGGAUAAUCCAGUCGGAGUAGGCUACAGUUUCACUAAUGGAAACGGACUUGCUAGAAAUGAAACAAAAGUUGGUGAAGACAUGCACUCAGCCUUAACUCAGUUUUUCCAACUAUUUCCAGCUCUUCAAAAGAAUACCUUUUUUAUCAGUGGAGAAUCUUAUUCUGGAAAAUAUUUGCCUGCUAUUGGUUACACUAUUCUAAAGAAAAACCCAAUAGCUGAAUCAAAGAUAAACUUGCAAGGCAUCCUUAUUGGUGAUGGUUGGACUGAUCCAAUCAAUCAACUCAACUAUGGACCUUUUCUUUAUAAUACUGGUCUUAUCAGUGCCAGUGUUAAAGAACAAAUUGAUCAAUACAGAGAUAAUGCUAUCAAACUAAUUCAAGCAGGUGAAUACUCAGCCGCUGAUGAAGUAACCAACGAAAUUUAUUCUCUAGUAGGAUCUGUGUCCAACGUUAACAUCUAUAACUACGUUGAAAAAUAUGAUGAUCCAGAUGUCUGGCCAUCUUACUUGAAUACUGAUGAACUCAGAAGAGCAAUCCAUGUAGGAAACAUUAUCUUUGGCGAUAAAGGUGCAGGAGAGGCUUUGGAAGAUGACAUAUCCCAGAGCAUAGCUCCUUUGGUGGAAGAACUUUUGGAAAAUUAUCCAGUUCUUUUAUACACAGGCCAGCUAGAUAUCAUUUGUGGUUAUCCAAUGGCCUUAGAUUAUAUUCAAAAAUUGAACUUCACUGGAAUUGAAGAGUAUCGAAAUUCUUCCAGAGAUAUUUGGUAUGUGAACGGUGAGCCUGCAGGUUAUGUAAGAACUGGAGGAUAUUUGACAGAGCUGUUGGUUAGGAAUUCUGGACACAUGGUGCCACGGGACCAACCUAGAUGGGCAUAUGAUAUGCUUUAUAAAUUUACAAGGAAUCAACCCUAUGCUUGAGUAAAUUAAUUUAUGGUUCAGAAAAUGUGUUUCAAGUUUCUGUUCUCAUUGAAGGAAAAAAAAAAUCCUCUUACUACCACUUAG
Ceutorhynchus assimilis (cabbage seed weevil) is the source of this 1615-nucleotide messenger RNA. NCBI's taxonomy places the organism in Eukaryota, Metazoa, Arthropoda, Insecta, Coleoptera, Curculionidae. The record is from the annotation of a GenBank genome assembly.